AUGGUAACCAUCACUGUCCCCGAAGGCUAUGGCCAAGUUAUUGCCGUUGCCCUCGGUAUAAUUCCUGUCCUCGGCUUUAUCCACGGUACUGUGGUUGGCAGCUUCAGAAAAGCAGCUGGUGUUCCCUACCCACACACCUAUGCGACCGUCGAACAGACUAAAUCGAACCCCAAGGCCUACCAGUUCAACUGCGCCCAGCGCGCGCACGCCAACUUCCUCGAGAACGCACCGCAGACCAUGCUCUCGAUCCUGGUUGCGGGCCUGAAGUACCCGCAGCUUGCGACUGCUCUGGGCGGCGCAUGGGUGUUCUUCCGCAUUCUGUUCCUGCAUGGCUAUGUUUACACCAGCAAGCCACAGGGAAGGGGACGGUACAACGGUGGUCUGUUUUGGAUUGCACAGGGGGCGCUCUGGGGGCUCAGUGCUUUUGGAGUUGCCAAGGAUCUCUGGUAG
Molecule: messenger RNA, 450 nt
Organism: Aspergillus calidoustus
Lineage: Eukaryota; Fungi; Ascomycota; Eurotiomycetes; Eurotiales; Aspergillaceae
Source: the annotation of a GenBank genome assembly